Molecule: messenger RNA, 1313 nt
Organism: Prunus avium (sweet cherry)
Lineage: Eukaryota; Viridiplantae; Streptophyta; Magnoliopsida; Rosales; Rosaceae
Source: RefSeq, a predicted model, not a curated record
AAAGGUUUCUAGGGCUCAUGGCUGUGGACCAAGGUUUGUUUCCAAUUGAUGUACAAGAUUGGCGACGUUUUGAACGUGGAACAACACUAGGCAAUGCAUGGAAACGAAUCAAGAGGACAAUUGAUUGGUCUGAUCCGGAAACUAAAAAGAAGGCACCCAAAAUAUGGGCCGUGGCUGAGCAGAAACUCAAUCAUCUUUGGAAGAAACACAAGGCCAAUCUAAAAAAGAAUUGGUAUGAUCCUUUUUUGAAUUCAGAGGAGCGAUGGAAUUGCAAUGAUGACAGGGUUAGCAAAGAACAGUGGAGGUUAUUGGUGAAAUAUUGGGAGACUGGUCCAGCGCAGAAACGAUCAAUCACAAAUAAAUGUAAUCGUGCGAAGUGCAGGAUGCACCACACAACAGGGACAAAAUCAUAUGCCCAAGUGAGGAACCAAUAUAAGGUGAAUCACAGGGGUGUCUCCCCUGACAGAUGCAAAAUGUUUGAACUGUGCCACCUAAGAAAGAAUGGAACACCUGUGAAUGAGACAGCUGCAAAAGCUAUGGAAUCAAUGAAUUCAAAGAUCAUUGAUAUUAGGAAUAAAAAGAAGCAAAACCAACUACCAGAUGAAGUAACAACAGAGGAAAUCAAUAUUGUAUAUGCUGAAGUGCUUGGAAGAGAGAAGGGUAAUCGGGUGAGAGGAUAUGGCAUAGGGUUGAGAAUUGAGGAUGUUUUGGGUGUGUUGAGAGAAAAAAGAGGUUUGAGGCUGGAGUUUGAUGAUAUGCGUGAGUCUUACGAAGAAAGAAUAGUGCAGGUUACAAAGGAUGCAAAUGAAAGGGAGGAGAGAAUUAAAAGGGAAAUGAGAGAGGAGGGGAGAGCCACAACGGAAAAAGUGAAACGUUUGGAGCAACUUUUAACGAAACAACAAGCCAUCAUGGAAAAGGUUUUAGCUAGUGCAAGCAAUGUUUCUAACAUUGAUUCUGAAUUGCUACUGGGACAUGUUUCAUCAAGCACUCUGCAAGUAGCACUUGGUUCUAAUAGAUUGGAAGAAAUUAUGACUGCAACCUUACAUUCACCUUACAUGCCAAGCCAAACAUUAAUUGAUCAAGAUGGUUAUAGACCAAUAAUAAGGGGGAUAGAAGAGGAGGAGCAUGCAAGGAAUGUAGGCCAUGUGUUCAAAGUUUGAAAAAUAUUGUUAGAGUUUAUGGUAUGUAGACCAUGGAGUACCAUUAUGCUUUUUGUUCACACCAUGCUUAUCAAUAUAUAUGUGUUUUGGUAUUAUGAACUUCAUAAUACCAAAAUACAUGUUAGUUUGGUAUUUUGAUCAUAACUGCUUCGU